CGAGCAGCUCUUGGGAUAGUCAGUUUACCAGCUGGGAAAUGGCCAGCUUACUCUACCUGACAUAACUGCGUUAGGCGCUCUAGGUCGCAUUUAUCACUGACACUACUUUCUCGUCUGGAUCAAGUUUCUAGAUGGAGCGCGAGGGGUGGUCUUCGUACACGUUGGAUGAUAAGGGCAUCAGCAUACGGAAUCGCGUGAGGAUGUCGCAAGCCCCGGAGUCGUCGUCAGACUCGUCGCUGGCCAGCUUCAUCAGCAACCUUACCCGUCCGACCAGCUCCUACCGCACGCAGUUCCUGCCGUCGCCGCAGCAGCGGAAGAAACAGCAACCGCAGUCCCAGCAGCAAGCCGACGAGCAGAACGAGCAGGCUCAGAUCGAGCAUCAGGCUGGGCAGGGGCUCAGCAGCACCGAGGGCGACGAGCAACACCUAUUUCCCGCUGACCAGGAGCCGACACAGCCACCGUUGCCGCUUCCCUUCUCUCUUCCUCGCUUUUUCGACUGCCCACAACGGUCGCUGUCGCUCGACCCUCGCAUUCUUCGCAAACUGCUGUUCGAGCGACACGCAGAACCCUCGCAGGACGAUGCGACGGAGGCUGACGUCAAGUCGAGCCCCGCGAAGAAGAAGCCAGAGCUCCUGGAGGAAAAGAAGCACCCGCAGGGGGCGCCGUCAAGCGCGGAGAAAAGUCGCUCGGGCUCGGAAAAGAAACCGUCGCUGCAUCGCCGGUCCUCGCUCCCGUUCCUCAAGGAGGUUCGGGAGGAUGCCGACGCUGAUGAUGGCGGGGAGAACGGGGGCGCGGAGCCGAGCGGCGAGGAGGGGCAGACGCGGGUGCUGCCGUUGGAGAUGGAGAUGUCGCCGCGCACGCGGUGGGAGGAGCUGAGCGAGCAGCAGCUGCUGCACGAGCUGCAGCGCCGCGAGGAGGACGCCGCGCGCCUCAGGCGCCUGCGCGAGCAGCAGGAGCGGGCCGGCGCGCGGGACUCGUUAAGGGAGAGGCGCCGGGACCUGUCGCCGCAACGGGACUUCCUCCCCCGCGACACCCUCACGUGGGUGCUGCUGGCGGGUGGAGCCAUCGCCGCGGCGGCGUCCGCGGUGGGCAACAAGCGGCGCAAGUCGCACCUCACGGAGUCCUGCGUCGGCUCCACCGGACCGUCGGACAGCUUCGGCAUGUCAGGCUCGGGACAGAUGUCAGGCUCGGGAAGUGCGGACGAGAUUCGCAGGUUGAGCAGACGCGAUGGGCGGCCGGAAAGGAGCCUCGACGGAGAGUCUUCUCGAGUGGGCGGGGACGGCGCCAUGAGCGAUCGUCGCGGCAGCAACGUCACGGGGGACGGGGACGGGCGCAGCAGCAGGCGCAGCAGCGGCCUCCACGCCCACUCCCACGACCGCGGAUACGAGCGCAGGCACGCGCACUCGCGCGGGCACGAGGGGUACGAGGGGAGCCAGCGCGGGCAUGACGGGCACCGGGGGAGGCAGCGCGCGCGGGCGGCGGAGAGCGGAGAAGACAGCGGGCAGUCGCGCAAGGCUUGCCUGGGGGAGGCGUACUCCGGGCAGGCGUACCUGGGGGAGAGGCUGGCGCCCGCGGAGCGGGGGAGCUACAGCGAGAGGCGGAGGCGAGGGGGAGGGAGCAGGGGGUCGUACAGGGAGGGCAGUGCGACCAGCGCGGGGGGAGCAACUCACUUUGCCUCUGCCUCCCAUCCGGCCGGUUCUAGCGCUGCUGCAUACACCGCUGAUGCCUGCUCCCCCUCCUCUUCCUCCGCUGCCGCCCUUGCUGCUGCUGCUGCUGCUGGUGGAGCAGGCAGCAGGGCGAGGGCGUACUCCCUAUCCUCGGGUCAAGACGCGGCAGCCGCCACCGCUGCCGCCAUGGCUGCUGGCACAGCCACCGCCGCUGCAGCGGCGCUCAUGCCAGCCCUCCCGGGUGCCCUUCUCUCCGCGCCCUCCCUCCCCCCUCUCGCUCCCCCUCACGACAUCCUAGUAGCGCCAGGCGCCGUGGCUGGCGCAGGCGCCCCAGCCCCAGCCCCUUUCCCAGCAUCGGCGUCAGCAGCAGGGGCUCUCCCUGUUGGUCUCGGUCUGCUGGGCAAGGACGCACCAGAGUUCUGGGCUGCGCUUCCCUCCGACGCACUCAUAGCCAGAGCAGCUGCAGCGGCUAAGGGAAAGGCGCCCCUGUUCACGCCUGAGAGCUCUGCCCCUGGAGCGGGCGGAGGUCCCUCCUCCUCCCUUCAGCUCCGCACGCCUUCCCAGACUGGUGAGCGGGCGGUGCCGUACGCGCCCUUCUCCUCCCCCUCUCCCGGCGUCUUCCGCUUCACCGGCGCCAGCCCCAGCGGCGGCAGCGUAGGGGGAGGUGCAGGCGGUGGAGGAACUGACGCCGCAGGCGCGGGGAGCAGCGGCACGCCGCUGGGUCUCCUGGGGAGCGGCGUGGGGAGUUUCUCCGGGCUAGGGCCAUCCGCGCAUGCGUCCAGCCCGUCUUCCGCCGCUGGUCUCCCCUCCCGCCGAGAGGAGGUGCUCAGGCUGCGCGCGCAGCUGCGGAGGCGGGACGAGAUGAUUCUAGACAUGCAGACGCAGCUGCUGCGCCAGGAGGGGGGGGUUGCGCAGCAGAUGGAGGGGCUGGCGGAGCUUGAGGGCGCGCUGGAGGAGCAGCGCGCGGAAAAGGCGCGCGCGGAGGCGCGGGCGGCGGAGGCGGAGCGGGAGGCGGAAGCCCGAACGGAGCAGUGCCAGGCGCUAGUGCGGAGGCUGAAGGAGCUGGAACGGCGCAUGACGGAUGCGGAAGAAGGGGAUGCGGAAGGAGGAUCCGGCGGAACCAGCGGAGGAAAAGCGGCAGCGGGAGAGUCAGGGGAGGCGGAAAGGGGGCUGGAGGCGCAAAUUGCGGAAGCUGUGGCGGCAGCUAAGGAGGCAGCGCGGCAUGCGGCGGAGGCAGCAGCAGCGGAGCAGUACCGCGUGGGGAAGGCGGAAGGAUCUCUAGCCGCGCAGCGGGAGCUGGAGAUCGCCGUGCGCAGGGGCAGGCAGCUAGAGGAGCAGCUCGCCAAGGCGGAAGAAUCUGCCGAGAAAUGGGAGAGGUUUGCGCGAGAGGCGAUGGGGGAAACUGCUCGGAAAGAGGCGGAGUUAGCGGAGGCAGAGGCGCGAGCCGCCAAGGCAGCAGCAGACGCGGAGCGCAUGGGGGAGGAGUGCGGCGCGCUGGGGGCGCAAUACCUGGCGGUUCAGGAGCAGAUGCAGGCGCUGGAGGGGGAACUAGCGGAGGCGCAGGAGAAGGCGGAGCUUUGGGAAGCCAGGGGCCACGAGGCCGUCUCGAUAGUGGAGAUGCUUGAAGCGGAGCUGACUGUAGCGAAGCAGCAGGCGGAGGAGGCGGAGGAGGCGAAACGGGAGGCGGAAGAGGCGAGGCGAGAGGCAGCGGACGCGAAGCUCGAGGCCGCUAUGGCGCGGGAGAACGUGGCGGACGCUUCCGCGGCAAUGGCGGAAGAAUCGGAAGCGGCGAACGCGCGCGUUAAGGAGCUAGAGGAGCGGCUGGAGGAGAGCGAGGGGCGCGCGCGGUACUGGGAGGUGGCGGGGAGUGACGCGGUGGAGCAGGCAGCCGCGGCGGAGAGGAAAGAGGCAGCGGCCCUGGCGGCAGUGGAGCUGGCGGCGCAGAUUUCGUACCAGAAGGGGCGCAAUGAGAUGCGCACGGAAAUGGAGGCGGAAAUGGGGGCGGCGGUGCAGGCGUGGGAGGGGAAGUGCCAGGCGCUGAAGCAGCAGUGUGAGGCGCUGCAGCAGCGUAAGGGGGGGGAGCUGGAGGGGGAAGGGAAGGGCGCAGGGGGAAGUGGAGAGGGGAGGAGAGAGGAGAGAGGAACAGAGAGUGAAGGAGAGAGUGAAGGAGAGAGUGAAGAAGAGAGUGAAGGGGAGAGUGGAGAGAGUGAGGUGGUAUCAGGGGAUGAGGGGGAGACAGGAAAUCUUGCAGAGGAAGGAGUGCCGACUCCCACCAACACGCCUGUGCCCUUAAUGUCAGCCGCGCUAGAGCAAGAGGUGCAGCUGCUGCAGGAAAAGUUCUCCUCACUGGAACAUUUACAUUCCCUGGCGGAACAGGAGCGCACUGUACUGCAACAGAGGAACUCUAUAUUGGAGCAGGCGCAGUCUGACCUGGAGCAGGAGCGCGCAGCCCUGCAGCAGAAGCUGGAGGAGAGGGAAGCAAGCCUGGAGGCAUGGCAGAAGAAGGGGAAGGAAUAUAGCACCGCAGCUAAAGAGCUGGAGGCAUGGAGGGAGAAGGCGGAAGAGGCAGCGGUGGCAGCAGCAGCAGCAGAGGCGGUCCUCUCUGCAGCGUGCGAGCAGGCUGAAGCGGCUAAGGCCCUGGCAGAGGAACGAGCUGCUGCUGCUGAGGCAGCUGAAGCGGCAGCCGAGGCGGCAAGAGCAGAAGCAGAAGCAGCAGCCGAGGCGGCAAGAGCAGAGGCAGAAGCGGCAGCCGAGACGGCAAGAGGGGAGGCAGCGAGAGCAAAGGACGAGGCGAGUGCAGCUGUGUCUGCUGCAGAGGCUGCUGCUGCUGAGGCUGUUUCUGCAGCACAGGCUGCUGCUUCUGAGGCUGCAGAGGCCGAGGAGCACAAGAGGCGGUACCUGGAGCUGGUGGAGACGCAGGAGGCGGCAGCACAGGCAGCAGGGGACACUAUAACGCGACAGAGGCAGCUUAUAGAGGAGCAGAAGGCGCAGGUGGUGGAGUUGAGUGUGGAGCUGGAGAGGAGCCAUGCUGCUGCUGGGGAGAUUGAGAAUAGGCUUGAGACUGCCGUGAGAGAGGUAGAGGAGAAGCAGAGGGCGCUUGCUGAGGCUGCGACAGCUGUGGCAGUAGCAGAGGAGAGGCAGCAGCAGUUAAAUGCGCUACACGGGCAGCUGAGUGCUGCUAAGUCGCGGGAGGAGCAGCUCCAGCAGGAGGUUCUAGAGGCGAAGGCGGCGGUGGAGGCAGGCGAGAGAAGGGUUGAGGAGCUGAGGCGGAAGGAGAGGGAGGCGCUGGAGGCGAUUGAGGCAGCAGAGGCGUCGCAGGAGCGAGUGGUGGCCGCUGCUGUGCACGCUGCUGAGGCAGCGGCAGAGGAUGUCAGGCAGCAGCUGGAGAGGGAGAGGGAGGAGAGGAGGGAGGAGGUGGACGCAGUGAGAGAGCAGGCUGAGGCGGUUGCAGCGGAGAGGAUUCGAGAGAUUGAAGCAGCAGGAGUGGAGGCAGUUAAGAAGGCUGUAGCCCAGGCUGUAGCAGCAGAGGAAGCGGAGGUGGCUGUGGCUGUGGCGGCUGCUGUAGCAGCAGGAGAGGAACGGGCAGCAGAGGGGUUUAAGAUGGGGGUGGAGGCAGGGAGGAAGGAAGCAGCGAUUGAAGCGGAGAGGGAGAUUGAGAGGGUGAGGGAGGAGUGUGCUGUGCUGGACACGAGGGUUAGAGAGACAGAGGAGAGGCUGAGAGAGAGUGAGGAGCAGCUGGAGGAGAGUGAGGGGAGGGUUGGGGAGAGGGAGAGGAGGUUGAAGGAGAGCGAGAGGAGGUUGGAGGAGAGUGAGAGUAGGCUGGAGGAAUGGAGGAAGAUGAGGGAAGCUCAGGAGGAGGCAUCAGGAGGGCUUGUAGCAGCAGCAGGGGUAGCAGCUGCAUCAAAGGCGACAUCUGAUGCACAAGAGCCAAAAGCAGAAACAGCAUCAGACGCAACUGCGACAACUGGUGCAACAGCAGUGGCUGCAGCAGCAGCAGCAGAGGCAGCCGAGGUGGCAAUAGGGCUGACGCCUCAGCAGAUGGAGGACGUGAGAGCGCUGCUGGAGGAGAAUCGCCAGCUGGACGCCGCCAAGGUGGCAGCGGAGAGGGCCGCUGAGCUGGCGGGCAGUGAGCGGGAUGAGCUGGCGGGGCGUGUGAAGGAGCUGGAGAGCCAGCUGGCAGUGCUGAUUCAGCAGCAGCAGGACGGAGCAGCAGUGCAGCACGGGGUGGAGGAGGCGGCACUCGUGGGGGGGGAUGCUGGAGUGGGAGAGAAGGUGGAGCCGCUGAAGGCGUUUGACGGCCUGUCCACUCGCAGCCUCGCUGGCAGUGAGAGCAGCGGCGGGGAGAGCAGUGGGGGGGAGGAUGCAGAGGUGCAGAUGGGAGCAACAGUGGGUGGAAUUGGUGAUGGGGAGGGUGAGAGGGAGGUGGUGGAGGAGGAGAAGGGGCAGACGGAGCAGGUGGGUGAGGAGCAUGAGAAGGAUGAGGUACAGGAGGAGCAGGAAGAAGAGUCACCACAACAGCAGGAGGGGGAGAAGGAAGAGGAGUCACCACAGCAGCAGGAGGGGGAGAAGGAAGAGGAGUCACCACAGCAGCAGGAGGGGGAGAAGGAAGAGGAGUCACCACAGCAGCAGGAGGGGGAGAAGGAAGAGGAGUCACCACAGCAGCAGGAGGGGGAGAAGGAAGAGGAGUCACCACAGCAGCAGGAGGGGGAGAAGGAAGAGGAGUCACCACAGCAGCAGGAGGGGGAGAAGGAAGAGGAGUCACCACAGCAGCAGGAGGGGGAGAAGGAAGAGGAGUCACCACAGCAGCAGGAGGGGGAGAAGGAAGAGGAGUCACCACAGCAGCAGGAGGGGGAGAAGGAAGAGGAGUCACCACAGCAGCAGGAGGGGGAGAAGGAAGAGGAGUCACCACAGCAGCAGGAGGGGGAGAAGGAAGAGGAGUCACCACAGCAGCAGGAGGGGGAGAAGGAAGAGGAGUCACCACAGCAGCAGGAGGGGGAGAAGGUACAGCAGCAGGAGGAGAAGGAGAAGGAAGAGGAGCUAUCAGAGCAACAGGAGGUGGACUGCAAAGAGGAGAGUGGUAGCGGUGAGCGGGUGGUUGUGCUGGAGUCGUACGGCAGUGGCGUGCAUGCCGUGCAGCCUGUCAUGCACCCUGCCGUGCACCCUGUCAUGCACCCUGCCGUGCAGCCUGUCAUGCAAGAGCCUCAGGAGGAAUCCCCAGGUACAGAGGCGUUCGAGGCAGAGGGUGGCGCUGUGGGGACAGAAUCAGCUGAGGAAACUACAGCGACUCGGGCUGAUGCAGCGACUCGGGCUGAUGCAGCGACUCGGGCUGAUGCAGCGACUCAGGCUGAUGCAGCGACUCAGGCUGAUGCAGCGACUCAGGCUGAUGCAGCGACUCAGGCUGAUGCAGCGACUCAGGCUGAUGCAGCGACUCAGGCUGAUGCAGCGACUCGGGCUGAUGCAGCGACUCAGGCUGAUGCAGCGACUCAGGCUGAUGCAGCGACUCAGGCUGAUGCAGCGACUCGGGCUGAUGCAGCGACUCGGGCUGAUGCAGCGACUCGGGCUGAUGCAGCGACUCAGGCUGAUGCAGCGACUCAGGCUGAUGCAGCGACUCAGGCUGAUGCAGCGACUCAGGCUGAUGCAGCGACUCGGGCUGAUGCAGCGACUCAGGCUGAUGCAGCGACUCAGGCUGAUGCAGCGACUCAGGCUGAUGCAGCGACUCGGGCUGAUGCAGCGACUCGGGCUGAUGCAGCGACUCGGGCUGAUGCAGCGACUCAGGCUGAUGCAGCGACUCAGGCUGAUGCAGCGACUCAGGCUGAUGCAGCGACUCAGGCUGAUGCAGCGACUCAGGCUGAUGCAGCGACUCAGGCUGAUGCAGCGACUCAGGCUGAUGCAGCGACUCAGGCUGAUGCAGCGACUCAGGCUGAUGCAACGACUCAGGCUGAUGCAGCGACUCAGGCUGAUGCAACGACUAAGGUUAAUGGAUCGGAGGGAAAGGAAGAGGCAGCAGCAGACGAGUGCAGUAUGGGUGAGCCACAGGCAGCGGUUGUAGAACAGCCUGAGACCGAGCAGGGAGCCAGUGCUGGCAAGGAGGUUGGAGAAGUGGCAAGUAUGGAAACUAUUCCUGCUGAAGCUACUCCCACUGAAGCUACUUCCACCGAACCUGCUCCCCGCGAAGCUACUCCCGCCGAAGCUACUCCUGCUGAACCUACUCCCACUGAAGUUGUGUCUGCUCAAGCUAUGCCCGCUGAAGCUGUGCCCGCAGCUUUUGGGAAGGAUGAGGCUGCCAACAAGAGUGAGACAGCCAACAGGGUUUUUUCCGCCAACAAAAAUGAAGCUAACAGCGAGGAUGAGCCAGCACCUGAAUCUAGUGGGUCGAAGCAGUACAGCUUCAGCAGGGGAGGAGGAACUUCUCAGAGGGGCCGACGUGGGGGCUAUAAUAGGCGGGGCCAUGGUAGAAGAGGUGGCAAGAACUAGCAGUGCAACUCAGGUUAACUUAUUGCAAGAUAAAGCUGACCUUUCACGGACAUCUAACAAACCUUCUGCUUCUUACUUAGCCCAUUUGUUAGAGGAUAAAUUAUUCAAUGUUGAUUAAAACCAGUUGGGUUACUAUGGUUGUGGUAUUUGCCUCAAAGUGUAGACUA
This is a messenger RNA of Closterium sp. NIES-67, 8308 nucleotides long. The record is from the annotation of a GenBank genome assembly. Lineage: Eukaryota; Viridiplantae; Streptophyta; Zygnematophyceae; Desmidiales; Closteriaceae.